This is a messenger RNA of Candida albicans SC5314, 1548 nucleotides long. RefSeq lists its product as uncharacterized. The record is from RefSeq and is a predicted model, not a curated record. Gene Ontology annotation, biological process: termination of RNA polymerase II transcription. Gene Ontology annotation, molecular function: mRNA binding; RNA polymerase II complex binding. NCBI's taxonomy places the organism in Eukaryota, Fungi, Ascomycota, Pichiomycetes, Serinales, Debaryomycetaceae. The transcript has a single exon. Gene Ontology annotation, cellular component: mRNA cleavage factor complex; cytoplasm. The annotation marks the transcript as partial.
AUGACAGACAUUUUGGAAGCAUACAAACAAAGCUUGUCUGAGUUAACAUUUAAUUCACGUCCAAUAAUUGAUAAUUUAACUAUAAUAGCAAAAGAGAAUCCAAAUGUUGCCGAUGGAAUCGUCGAUUUAAUAACUCAACGAAUUUAUAAAACUAUUCCAGACCAGAAAUUAUUUGCAUUGUAUUUACUAGAUUCUAUAUGCAAAAUUAUUGGUAACCCUUAUAACAUAUUAGCUGGAGAUGAGAUUUUUAAUUUAUAUUCUCAUGUAUUUCAAUUAGUCAACGAGACAAUUCGUAACAAGUUGGUGAACUUGUUUGAAACAUGGAAAAUAACCAAAACAAGAGGUACCAAUGACCCUUUAUUUCCGAAAGCACAAUUAGAUAAAAUAGAUUCAUUUUUGAAGAAGGCAGGGUACCCGAAGGCCAAAACAAACUCGGGUGUAAUGUCCCAACAAUCCCUAGUGAACGAUAUUAACCAAUUAAUUCCUAUUUUCGAAAAAAAAGUACGAACUAACCCAAACUCCAAGUCACAAGAUAGACUUCGGGCAUUAAAUCAAUUAAGAUCAAUACUUUCUAGCCAAGUGAUGAAAGCUAAUGAAUUACAGGCUAUUCAAAAUCAACUACAAAACAUUAAGGAGCAAGAACUCUCAUCGUCAUCUUCUUCAGCAUCAAAAGGUGGCACCCCUAUUCCUACCCCAGGACCAACUCCUGCCACUACGCCGGGACCCUCUUCGAUUCCACCUGUGUCUAGGGUGAACCCGGCAUUCAUGAUAUUCAAUGAUUUGGUUCUUUCAGGGUUGGUUAAAAAGGAUCAAGAACCAAUCCCUGGAUCUAAACCAGUUUACUCGUUGGUUUUUCCACAAACCAAAUAUGUACCAUCAGCAAGUGGUCUCGGCUCUAAUAGUACUUUAGAAGAUUUAUUGUUAUCUAGUAGUUCAAUACAAAGAUCUGAUUAUGAUAAAUUGAAGUUUACGGAAAUGGUUAAGGUUAGUAAAUUGUCUUUCAACAAUUUGCAAGACUUUAUUAAAAAUAAUAAACCUACAACAAAAUUGCGUGAUUUGCUUUAUGAUUCAAAACCAUCCAAAUGUUCAAUUUGUGGUAAAAGAUUUGCAUCUGAUAAAGAAGGGGCAGAUAAAAAGAGAUUACAUUUAGAUUGGCAUUUUAGAAUCAACAAGAAGCUCUCUAAUAAAGGCAGUAAUGUUCAAUCUCGAAAUUGGUAUCUAGAUGAUUAUGAAUGGGUUCAUUUUAAUGAAAACGAUCUUUUGGAGUAUUCGACAGAUGUAAGAAUACCAGAUAUUACUCAGGAAAUGGAUGAAACUAUUUCAACCGAUAGCCAAUACGUGAUUGUUCCAUCAACAGAAACAAAUAUGAACAAUAAAUGCUUAAUCUGUCGUGAGCAAAUCAAGGCUACUUAUAAUGAUGAAAUUGGAGAAUGGUGCUGGUACAAUUGUAUUAGACAACCUGGAGAGCCUAAAAAUAGCAGAAAAAUUGUCCAUGUCACUUGUUAUAAUGAAUCCAGCAAGAAGAGACCAGCGGACAAUGAUGAUUUG